Molecule: messenger RNA, 2030 nt
Organism: Exophiala mesophila
Lineage: Eukaryota; Fungi; Ascomycota; Eurotiomycetes; Chaetothyriales; Herpotrichiellaceae
Exons: 1
Coding region: 242-1852 (536 amino acids)
Biological process (GO): protein neddylation
Cellular component (GO): cytoplasm
Molecular function (GO): NEDD8 activating enzyme activity
Source: RefSeq, a predicted model, not a curated record
CUUACAUCCAUUUUGUAUGGUUGUAUCAUUCACUUCACCAAAAAGCGUGAUACUCUCUGCCUAGGUGAUUGCCAGGUACCUUUCAUCCUCAUAUUUCUCAAUUGGUUCUUCAGCUCAAUCGGAGGGCACUGGGCCAUUCCUUAAGUCGGAAGAGACAGACAGAAUGAUGCAAGAGCCCUUUUACCACUCUCGCUAAUACUUUCUUACAUCAACUUCAACUUUCCAUACAAGAUUUCCAAUCAUGGCAGAUAUCGCCCCCAGGGAAGUUACUCCACCCAUUAUACAGGUUCCAUCCGCAAAGGAAAAAAAAUACGAUCGACAACUGCGUCUGUGGGCAGCUUCUGGUCAACGUGCCUUGGAAGAAUCUCAUGUUCUUCUAGUCAUUGGUGAUGACAAGGCAGGCUCCAACAGCAGUGUCGCUGGUGUCGAGACCCUCAAAAACCUGGUCUUGCCUAGCAUCGGCAAUUUCACCAUUGCGGAUUCUUCAAUUGUCACCGAAGCCGAUCUUGGUGUCAACUUUUUCCUUGAUCCCCAAUCCUUGCACAAAAGCAGAGCAGAGGAAGCCACUCGGUUCUUGUCCGAACUAAACCCUGAUGUCACUGGCCAUUCUAUCACUCUGCCUCUUUCAGAAUGGUUACCAGUUCAAGAUUCCCUCAAGCCUUUCAAUCUCAUACUCCUUGCUGCUCCCAUCCCUCAAGAGCCUCUCCAACGUUUGGCCUCUUAUGCUCUCAAGUCUUCCAUCCCACUUAUCUAUCUCCAGUCGGCCGGCUUCUACGCUUCUUUCUCCAUACAACUACCUUCCGUGUUCCCCAUUGUCGACACCCAUCCAGAUCCAGAGACAACUCAAGAUUUGCGGCUUCUCGCCCCGUGGCCUGAACUAGAUGCUGCCGUAGACUCCCUUGGCGAUAUCACACUUCUCUCCGAUCAUGACCACGGUCACAUACCAUACAUUUUACUCCUUCUCUACCAUUUACGAGAAUGGAAGAACUCUCAGGAUGGUACCUACCCCUCAGAUUACAAACAAAAGUCAGCCUUCCGAGAUCUUGUUCGAUCUGCUGCACGGACUGCGAAUCCUGAAGGUGGCGAAGAGAAUUACGAUGAAGCCGCGGCUGCGGUGCUGAAAACCAUAGCUCCGCCACCGAUAGGAAGUGGAUGUAAAGAGCUCUUUUCCAUGGAGCAAACAAAUAAUCUCCACCCAGACUCUUCAAAUUUCUGGAUCAUUGCGAAUGCGGUCAAGACUUUCUACGAAAAACAUACAGUCUUACCACUUCCUGGCACGCUGCCAGACAUGAAAGCAACCAGCGAGCAAUACAUCAAACUGCAAAACAUCUAUAAAUCAAAGGCUCGACAUGAUGUCGCUGAGGUCAAGCAAUAUGUCUCUGUCAGCAUACAGUCGCUUGGAAGAGCUACCCCAGUUCCCGACGCGGAAAUCGAGUCGUUCUGCAAGAGUGCCUCUCAUGUCCGAGUCCUUACAAAUGAGAAUCACGACAGUAUCCCAGUCCUCCGACUUUCCGAAAAAGACCCCAAAAUCAUCAAAUCCCUACAGUCUCAUAUUGAAAACGACUGGGAAGGCCUUCUUCCAAUCUUCAUUGCUCUCAAUAGCACCAACGGAAAUCCUCCCCCUUUCCACGUCGAAGAAUUGACGACGGAUGUUGAAGUCCUUGACAACAUGACCAAGGCCAUUCAAGAAGUGCAGAGAGUAGGAGGUGGCGAGCUACACAAUAUCUCAAGUGUACUAGGUGGAAUGGUGGCCCAAGAGUCCAUCAAACUCCUCACCAGACAGUAUGUUCCGGUAGACGGGACAUGCGUUUUUGACGGCAUUCGCAGCAAGACGGCGGUGUUUAAAUUUUAGCCUUGUCGUGCGUCGUCAAGAUGUUUGAGUGAGCGUUUUGCAUGCCGACGGUCUCGAAGCGAUUCAGUUGCCCAUAAAGCCUUCGAGAGCAUCCAUCGGAAAUUCACAUAGGUCACGUUCUAGCCUAGUAUAUAUAAAUAGGACUUCCAGAGACCUCAAUCACUUCACCGAUUUUCAG